AUGCAGGCGUAUCACUUGUUAUUGGUGUGCAUGUACAUCAGUUGCUCAGCUUACACGAAUGCAUCGACCGCUGAAGAUCCCAAUCCCAACACUUACGCAGAGUUCUCAAGAAUGAGCCACGCUGCAAAAGACAACGGUGAAAGUAAUCGAGCUCUAAGAACACACAACCCGGACAGAGAAGAAAGAAUGAUGUCACUAGCAUCUCUUGAGAACUGGCACGCGAAGCUCAUGGGGAAGACCUUCGAGCAAGUAAACUCAAUGUUUAAUAAAGGAAAGUUUAAUCCUCCUAAAGGUACGACGGUCGGCCAGGCGACGGAUUGGACGUGGUCGAAGACUAUCGCCUUUUUCGAGCAAAUGAAGAAGGACAACACAACACCUGAGAGCUUGAAGGAGACCCUGAAUAUUGCUCAGAAAGAAGCGACGAUGUCGGCUAAAGCCUUGAGAAAAGACCCUGACUACCUCAUGUACAACGCCUUCAAGACCUUUUGGGAUAAUAAAAGCCCCGGGGUUUAA
This is a messenger RNA of Phytophthora infestans T30-4, 513 nucleotides long. Its product is annotated as secreted RxLR effector peptide protein, putative. The record is from RefSeq and is a predicted model, not a curated record. The transcript has a single exon. NCBI's taxonomy places the organism in Eukaryota, Oomycota, Peronosporomycetes, Peronosporales, Peronosporaceae. Bases 1 to 513 code for a protein of 170 amino acids.